AAACAAAAGCAAACCAAAUUCUUCGCUCCAAAAACUUUGGAAUCUUUUCGAAAGAUCUCUAGCAAACGGCAAAGUUUUCCUCCGUUCCUGAAAGAUGUGUAAUUCUGCCUGCGGUUCGGUUUCGUACGCCCUGGCCUACGGUCCAGUGGGCCCCGCCCUGCCCGCAAUGAAAUACACCAACUGCUGCUGUGGCCCCUGCCCUCCCUGCGGACCCUGGACCUGCCCGCCCAACCGCUGCUGUAGCUGCUGUGAAUGGGGAUGCUUUGGGCCCUACUACUGAGACUCUAAGCGGAGCGGAGUAGAAGGAAUCUCGUCUCAGAUCAAACUGUUGCCGAAACACCUCGCACAAUUAGAGGAGCGAAGUUUUUGUUGCUGCUACAAUAAACAAUAAUGUAUUGAAAAUA
Drosophila persimilis is the source of this 404-nucleotide messenger RNA. RefSeq names its product male-specific sperm protein Mst84Dc. The transcript is spliced from 2 exons. The coding region runs from base 95 to 280 and encodes 61 amino acids. Lineage: Eukaryota; Metazoa; Arthropoda; Insecta; Diptera; Drosophilidae. The record is from RefSeq and is a predicted model, not a curated record.